AUGAAGCUCGACACGCGCGCCUUCCGCUACCUAACAGCGGAAGACUGGCGGGUGUUACAAGCAGUUGAGCAAGGAAGUAAGAACCAUGAGCUUGUCCCGACACCACUUAUCCAGCAAAUAGCUGGCCUACGGGGAGGCAGUGGCGUGCACAGAUGCAUUUCCACUCUCGCCAAAGCAGGUUUGAUUGCCAAAGUGAAGAAUGCGAAAUACGACGGCUACCGCCUAACCUACGGCGGCCUCGACUACCUCGCCCUAAACACUCACCGCAAAUCCUCCCUCCUGUACAGCCUGGGCAACCAAAUAGGCGUCGGCAAAGAAUCAGACAUCUACAUCACCGCCUCCCCCUCCGGCCGUCAACUAGUGCUAAAACUGCACCGUCUCGGCCGUAUCUCCUUCCGCUCCGUGAAAGCUAAUCGUGACUACCUCCGCCACCGCACGACGGGGAGUUGGAUGUACCUCUCCCGCCUCGCUGCGCAGAAGGAGUACGCCUUCAUGCGCGUGCUGUGGCGGGAGGGGUUUGCGGUCCCGGAGCCGGUGGGGUGGAGUCGGCAUACGGUGUUGAUGGAGUUUGUGGAUGCGUUUCCGCUGAGGAUGAUUGAACGGGUGCCGGAGCCGGGGGGGUUGCAUGCGGAGUUGAUGGGGAUGAUUGUUAGUCUCGCGCAGAGGGGACUCAUUCAUGGUGAUUUCAAUGAGUUUAACAUCCUUAUCAAGGAGGAGGAAGUGGUGGGGAAGGAAGGGGAGAUGAAGUUGAGGCCGAUCUUGAUUGAUUUCCCGCAGACGGUUAGUACGAAUCAUGUCAAUGCCAAGAUGUAUUUUGAGAGGGAUGUGGCGUGUGUGAAAAGGUACUUCGAGAGGAGGUUCAAGUACGUGGCUGAUGAGGAGGGGCCGUUGUUUGAGGAUGCGGUGAGAGGGGUGGAGGCGGAGAGGAGGUUGGAUGUGGAGGUGGAGGCUAGUGGGUUUUCGAAGAAGAUGGCAAAGGAGCUGGAGCGGUAUGUGGAGGUUGUGGGUGGCGAUGACGAUGAUGAUCAAGCGGCUGCUGCGGGUCAGUCAGACGAUAGCGCGCAAGAUGAUGACGAGGAAGGCGAGUUUGACGAAGGUGAAGACGCGUCGGAGGUGGAAGGGGAAGGAGAUCAAGAUGCGCAGCAUGACGAUGCGGAGCUCGCAGAGCAACUCGCCUCCUGGCGGACGGGUGACGAUCUGGCUGUCAAGCCAUUGCGCAAUGCUGACUACGGGCUGCUGCCUUUGGAUCUACAGGAAGACACCGGCACUUUCACGCCCGAAAAGGUGGCGGCGAAGAAGAAAGCGACCGGUUGGGCGAUUUGA
Messenger RNA from Baudoinia panamericana UAMH 10762, 1323 nucleotides. RefSeq lists its product as uncharacterized. The coding region runs from base 1 to 1323 and encodes 440 amino acids. Gene Ontology annotation, molecular function: ATP binding; protein serine/threonine kinase activity. The record is from RefSeq and is a predicted model, not a curated record. Gene Ontology annotation, biological process: protein phosphorylation; maturation of SSU-rRNA. Gene Ontology annotation, cellular component: nucleus; preribosome, small subunit precursor; cytosol. The transcript has 3 exons. Lineage: Eukaryota; Fungi; Ascomycota; Dothideomycetes; Mycosphaerellales; Teratosphaeriaceae.